AUGUCUGACAUGGAAGAUGAUUUCAUGUGCGAUGAUGAGGAGGACUACGACCUGGAAUACUCUGAAGAUAGUAACUCCGAGCCAAAUGUGGAUUUGGAAAAUCAGUACUAUAAUUCCAAAGCGUUAAAGGAAGAUGACCCAAAAGCAGCAUUAAGCAGUUUCCAGAAGGUCUUGGAACUUGAAGGUGAAAAGGGAGAAUGGGGCUUUAAAGCACUGAAACAAAUGAUUAAGAUUAACUUCAAGUUGACAAACUUUCCAGAAAUGAUGAACAGAUAUAAACAACUAUUGACCUAUAUUCGAAGUGCAGUCACAAGAAAUUAUUCUGAAAAAUCCAUUAAUUCUAUCCUUGAUUAUAUCUCCACUUCUAAACAGAUGGAUUUACUGCAGGAAUUUUAUGAAACAACACUGGAAGCUUUAAAAGAUGCUAAGAAUGAUAGACUGUGGUUUAAAACAAACACAAAGCUUGGAAAAUUGUAUUUAGAACGGGAGGAAUAUGGAAAGCUUCAAAAAAUUUUACGCCAGUUACAUCAAUCCUGCCAGACUGAUGAUGGAGAAGAUGACCUGAAAAAGGGUACACAGUUAUUAGAAAUAUAUGCUUUGGAAAUUCAAAUGUACACGGCACAGAAAAAUAACAAAAAACUAAAAGCACUCUAUGAACAGUCACUUCACAUCAAGUCUGCCAUCCCUCACCCGUUGAUCAUGGGAGUCAUCAGAGAAUGUGGUGGUAAAAUGCACUUGCGGGAAGGUGAAUUUGAAAAGGCACACACUGAUUUUUUUGAAGCCUUCAAGAAUUAUGAUGAAUCAGGAAGUCCAAGAAGAACCACUUGUUUAAAAUACUUGGUCUUAGCAAAUAUGUUAAUGAAAUCGGGAAUAAAUCCAUUUGACUCACAGGAGGCCAAACCGUACAAAAAUGAUCCAGAAAUUCUCGCAAUGACGAAUUUAGUAAGUGCCUAUCAGAAUAAUGAUAUUACUGAAUUUGAAAAGAUUCUGAAAACAAAUCACAGCAACAUCAUGGAUGAUCCUUUCAUUAGAGAACACAUUGAAGAGCUUUUGCGAAACAUCAGAACACAAGUCCUCAUAAAAUUAAUUAAGCCUUACACAAGAAUACAUAUUCCUUUUAUUUCUAAGGAGUUAAACAUAGAUGUAGCUGAUGUGGAGAGCUUGCUGGUGCAGUGCAUAUUGGAUAACACUAUUCAUGGCCGAAUUGAUCAAGUCAACCAACUCCUUGAACUGGAUCAUCAGAAGAGGGGUGGUGCCCGAUACACUGCACUAGAUAAAUGGACCAACCAACUAAAUUCUCUCAACCAGGCUGUAGUCAGUAAACUGGCUUAA
Messenger RNA from Pipistrellus nathusii (Nathusius's pipistrelle), 1332 nucleotides. The record is from the annotation of a GenBank genome assembly. Lineage: Eukaryota; Metazoa; Chordata; Mammalia; Chiroptera; Vespertilionidae.